Messenger RNA from Chaetomium globosum CBS 148.51, 672 nucleotides. RefSeq lists its product as uncharacterized. The transcript has 2 exons. The coding region runs from base 1 to 672 and encodes 223 amino acids. The record is from RefSeq and is a predicted model, not a curated record. NCBI's taxonomy places the organism in Eukaryota, Fungi, Ascomycota, Sordariomycetes, Sordariales, Chaetomiaceae.
AUGCGAGGCGAUCACAGUUACUCUUCUUACCCCUACCUGGCUGACCAGGAAUUCGUGGAGGUCUGCCACCAUUUCGACAGACAAUAUCGCCAGGCAGAUCUUGGGGAGACCAGGCGGCGAUGGCGCGUAGAUGUUAUCUCGGCAGUCGAGCCGGCCAUCGUUUUCUCUUUUGGCCCGGAGCGGUACACAUGGCUCCAGAUUACUCGGCCCUUAGAAAACCCGGAUGACGGGGACUUAUCCUCGUAUCUCGACGGGUUUUCCUUUAACGAGCACCGAACAAACCGAGAAAUGGAUCUGGACUUGAACGAGAGGGACAGCGAGAUGCUGUCGACCGAGGAGGCUGACCAGGCCGUCAUCGUCAAGCAACUUCCGGCCCAAAGGAUUCCAGUUGGACAACACGGCCACGUCGGUACGAGCCACAUCCACCGAACAUACGACGCUGGCUGUGGUCAGCUUAUACGCCUGCCCGCAGACGAGGAUCCCCUCAGCAUCGACACGGUAUUUCGGCGACUGGUGCCAGACCACUUCAAGGCAGGAAUGCGGGCCAGCACGGGCACCUUGGAUGGCAUCUCGCUCGGCGUAGGUCCCUUUUUUUUAUCAUUUGGACCCGAGUUCCUCGGCGAUGCUAGAUACUGGUGGUUAACCGAGAUCCUAUUUGAUGGCCUAGACUAA